Molecule: messenger RNA, 1134 nt
Organism: Trichomonas vaginalis G3
Lineage: Eukaryota; Parabasalia; Trichomonadida; Trichomonadidae
Product: glucokinase-2
Exons: 1
Coding region: 1-1134 (377 amino acids)
Biological process (GO): glucose 6-phosphate metabolic process; glycolytic process
Molecular function (GO): ATP binding; glucokinase activity; D-glucose binding
Source: RefSeq, a predicted model, not a curated record
AUGUUCGACAUCGAACUCGUCAAAAAGAUCAACGAUUGGAAGGUAUCAGAAGAUGGUGCUCUCCCCAUCUGCAUUGGAUGCGAUGUUGGUGGCUCCGGUCUCAGAGUAAGAAUCUCUUCCUUCAACGACAGCGAAAAGUAUGUUGACCUCGGUCACGCAAAGGCAAAGUGCACUAAGCAAUUAGUUGAUGUCCUUGCUGAUCUUGAACAGAAAAUCAAGCAAGUUAAUGAUAAAUUCGUCUGCCUCGGAGCAGCUAUUGCUGUUGCAGGCCCAAUCAAGGCAGGUACAGUCAUCCUUACAAACUGGCAAGGUGAGCCAGCAGUUCGUACACUUACAUUAAAGGAUCUUCCACAAAAGAUUUUCCCAAAGGACAGAUCCGUCUUCUUAAACGACCUUGAAGCCGGUGCUUACGGUGUUAUCGCCGCUGCUGAUAAAGAUAUCCUUGAGCAGAACUUCGUUCAGCUCUUCCAGGACAAGGCACCAAAGGGUCCAGUACUUGCUAAUGGCAGAACAGCUGUUUUAGCUAUGGGAUCUGGCCUCGGUGCUGCUCUUGUUGUCAGAACACCACUGCUUAAGAACCCAUUAGUUCUUCCAACAGAACUUGGUCACGUUCAAAUUGCUCCAAACAUGAAGGAACACAAGAACUUCAAGCAAGAGAGAGAACUCAUCCAGCACAUCUCCAACCACUACUACAAAGGUGAACUUGACCCAGAAUACGAAGAUAUCUGCUCUGGCCGUGGUCUCCCAUUAGCUUACCAGUUCUACCACCAGAAGAAGACAGGAGAAUUACUUCCUGUUGAACAGAUUGAUGCUGGUGAAGUUGCAAAGAAGGCUAUGGAUGGUGAAGAAGAUGCUGUUGACGCUCUUAAGGCUCACUACAUUUUCUACCUUAGAGCUGCAAAGGCUAUCGCUACAUCCCUUUCUUGCGAAUCAUGCGUUCUUUCUCUUGAUAACCAGGUUAAGAACCACCCAUUUGUUAUGAAGAUCAUGAAAGAACUCGAGGAUGAGUUCUAUGAAUUCAUUAGACCAGAUUGGAUGAACGGUCUUCGUGUUUACAGCCAGAAAUCUAUCCUUAACUUUAACAUUCUCGGUACUGACUAUAUGGCACAUGCUAUUGCCAAUAAGCCAGAAUAA